Messenger RNA from Entrophospora candida, 348 nucleotides. Lineage: Eukaryota; Fungi; Glomeromycota; Glomeromycetes; Entrophosporales; Entrophosporaceae. The record is from the annotation of a GenBank genome assembly.
AUGGUGGUGACUUUGGUUCAAUUACUGAGACCUUCAAGAGCUGUAAAUGAUCUAAAUAAAGGCUUGGAACCAUUAACAGUUCAUGCAUUAAGACUUGUUAAAUUUACACAAUUUGCUGAAAAUACACAAAUGACAAGUCCUGAAAUGGUUAUAAUUUCUUGGAAUGAUGCUGGUGCUAUCAUUGAAGAUACCUCAAUUUCUUCAACUGAUCAAAUAUUUUUAGAAAAAUGUGAAAAAAGGAGACAAUUCCACAAAUUGCCAAUAGGUGUAUUCAAUGAGGUAAAUGCAUUAAUAGGGUUUUCUGCCAAUAGAAGUCUUGGUGUAACAGUUGAUGUAAAUGAUUCAUAA